Molecule: messenger RNA, 1356 nt
Organism: Atta colombica
Lineage: Eukaryota; Metazoa; Arthropoda; Insecta; Hymenoptera; Formicidae
Gene: mRpL37
Product: 39S ribosomal protein L37, mitochondrial
Exons: 6
Coding region: 124-1356 (410 amino acids)
Biological process (GO): translation
Cellular component (GO): ribosome; mitochondrion
Molecular function (GO): structural constituent of ribosome
Source: RefSeq, a predicted model, not a curated record
UUUAGAUAGUUUGAUAAAAAUUUAUUAUAUAAUAUUGAUAAAAAGAGAAGGUUUUCUAUUAAACCGCAUAACCUCGAAAUUUUUGAAAAAUUUAUAUUAAUUUUCUUGUUUCAAAUAAAAACAAUGAAACUCACGGGGGUGUUAUACAAGCAACAUAUAGGUAGACAACUUAAAAAAUUGUGGUAUGUGAAGCGAGAACGCAAAGUGAAUGAUACCAAAACAGAAAGACAAUUGUCGAAAUUGGGAAUUGAAGUGAAGGAUUCUUUAGAAAUGAUCAAUCCAAAACAGGAAUUUCCAAAGUUAAAGCUAGAAUUUUUGAAGCCAAGACCAAUAGUGUUUGAUGAAAUACAUCCCAACUGGAAAGCUAAAGCUUGCUUGGUAUUUAAAGAUAAUAACGUUUUGCAAGAAGGAUUUCAUCAAGCACAGAUAUUGACGAACACUGUGUGUCUGUCGAACAGUUCUUCAAAUUAUAUCCAAGAUUUAUUUCAAGAUUUACCGGAACAUGUGGACAACAUAGUAAAAAGGAUAAUUUAUACUUCGAAUAUAUUUGAUGCUUAUCAAGAAAAACUACCAAAGAGAAAAGAUCCUGAAAGACCUGCAUGGGUGUUUCCUAGAGAUUAUGGCAUAACUAAUCGUAGAAAAAUGCAGAAUUUGUCUAGGAAAUUGUUACAACUUUGCGAGUCCUUGUCAGGUCCAGAGAUCGCACAGAAACGAUGCAUAUUUUAUAAUGGAAUCACAAAGUUAAACUUAGAUAAGGAAUCAGACCUUAUUCAAUUUACCCUAAGUUCAGAUGUGACGGUCAUGUCGACAAAUCCUCUAAAACCAAUAGAAAAUUCUAACAGCAAUAUGGAAAUAGAUCUUCCGAAUAUGCAGCCACUGCAUCACACCAUUGGUUUGGACGAGACAAACUUCNNNNUCAUAAAUAUAUUAACAGCUGUCAGUCCAACUAUACCUUGGAUAAAUGUCCACACUAUUUUUGUGCAUUACGAUCCUGUUCGUGUGAGAAAUAAGACGGAAUUACCUGUAACACAGAGUCAGAUUUUUAGUCGCACUUUGAUAAAAACGUACGUCGUGGCAGCGUCUUGUGCACGGCAAAAGUUUGGCUCAUCCGUGAAAAAACUACCAGAACCUGUGACUGUGCAAUGCAUUCAAUCAGAUGGAAAGAAUUAUCACUUUUUCGUAUUUCAACUCAAUUCGUUAGAUGCCAAUGAUGUCAGUGUAAAGAAUUUCUGGUAUCCUUUAUCGCCGUUGACGCUUUAUGAAAAAGCUGAAUAUAAUAAUGCUAGACCAGUAGUCGAAGGAUACAAUCCAGAAGUAUUCAGAAGAAUAUUUGCGUUUUACAGGAAUGGAAGUUAA